Sander lucioperca (pikeperch) is the source of this 3688-nucleotide messenger RNA. It is a transcript of the gene ahr2, whose product is annotated as aryl hydrocarbon receptor 2. The transcript has 11 exons. Bases 442 to 3375 code for a protein of 977 amino acids. Gene Ontology annotation, cellular component: nucleus; aryl hydrocarbon receptor complex. Gene Ontology annotation, biological process: regulation of transcription by RNA polymerase II. The record is from RefSeq and is a predicted model, not a curated record. NCBI's taxonomy places the organism in Eukaryota, Metazoa, Chordata, Actinopteri, Perciformes, Percidae. Gene Ontology annotation, molecular function: nuclear receptor activity; transcription cis-regulatory region binding; protein dimerization activity.
GCAGGCAGCAGUCCUGUCAAAUCACAACAGGGGUAACGCACAGGCGGAGGACGUACAUGAAAAUCCUCCGAGGACUUUUUUUUGACGUCUAAAAGUCACGGUAUUUGCGUUGUAUCGGUGUGGAAAUACUCAAACGUCUGGAUUAUGAAGAGUUGUUACAGUUAGCCGACGUCUUGCGGGCGUUUGAACCAACUAAUGUACAGAAAAAGUACAUUUUCUUCCGCUCAGAGACGUUAACGUCAGACGCAAACCAACCGAGGACUACUAGCUAGCUAACGUUAAGGGGAUUUUACCGUCUCAUAUUUUUUUAUACUUUUUAUUUUGUAUUUUUUUUUCAAGAAGUAGUGGUCCACAGAUUUGGGAGCUGCUAACGUGUACAUAAAUAACCAGGAUAUAACCACUUUUCUUUUCUUUUUUAACCCCAUUUUGUUUGAAUUCACCAUGCUGUCGAACACGACGCUUUACGCUGCGAAGAAACGGAAGAAGCCGGUUCAGAAAAUACCCAAACCCUCACCCCCCGAUGGCGCCAAGUCCAACCCGUCCAAACGCCACCGCGACCGGCUCAACGGCGAGCUGGACAAGCUCACCAGCCUGCUGCCGUUCACCGAGGAGGUCCGGGCUCGGCUGGACAAGCUGUCGGUGCUCCGCCUCAGCGUCGGCUACCUGAAGGUCAAGAGCUUCUUCAACGCCACCAUGAAGAAAGGCCAGAACGGCUCCAGCUGGACCAGCGAGCGGAGCCUAAUGUUCGGGGAAAACGUCCAGACUCCGCACCCCGCAACCUCCGCCUCCUCUUCCUCUUCCUCCCUUGCCCCCUCCGGCGAGGUGACGUCCAUCGACGGAGUCCGAUUCACCGAGGGAGACCUGCUGCUUCAGGCGCUGAACGGCUUUGUGUUGGUGGUGACGGCUGAAGGAUACGUCUUCUACACAUCGCCCACCAUCCAGGACUUCCUCGGCUUCCACCAGUCGGAUGUCGUCCAUCAGAGCGUGUUUGAGUUGAUCCACACAGACGACCGAGCUCUCUUCAGACGGCAGCUCCACUUCUCUCUCAACCCAAACACCGUCCACAAAGAUGGCACCGCAGUGAGUCCCAGUGAGCAGAGCUCGGCGGAGAUCAGCAGCAACGUGAUGACCUACGACCCGCAGGCCAUGCCGCCAGAGAACUCCUCCUUCCUGGAGAGAAACUUCAGCUGCCGCUUCCGCUGCCUGCUCGACAACUCCUCCGGCUUCCUGGCCCUGAACUUCCACGGCUGCCUGAAGUUCGUCCACGGUCAGCACCGCGUGUCCGAGGACGGGACGUUGAUUCCCCCGCAGCUCGCCCUGUUCUCCAUCGCCACGCCAAUGCAGCCGCCAUCCAUCCUGGAGAUCCGCACCAAGACGCUCCUCUUCCAGACCAAACACAAGCUGGACUUCACGCCCUUGGGCAUAGACACCAGAGGGAAGGUGGUUCUGGGUUACAGCGAAGUGGAGCUGUGUAUGAAAGGUUCAGGCUACCACUUCAUCCACGCCGCAGACAUGAUGCACUGCGCCGAAAACCACGUAAGAAUGAUGAAAACCGGAGAUAGCGGCUUCACCGUCUUCCGGCUUCUGAGCAAAUCGAGGAAGUGGGUCUGGGUCCAGGCCAGCGCCAGGUUGGUCUUUAAAGAGGGGAAACCAGACUUUAUCAUGGUCCGGCAGAAAGUUUUGACAAAUGAAGAUGGGGAAGAGCAGCUACGCCUCCGUCGGCUGCAGUUGCCGUUCAACUUUGCCACUGGAGAAGCGUUGCUUUACGACAUGGCUCCCACCGUCGACAUCCCCGACCCCUGCUCCGCCCCCAAGCAGAGGAAGUUAGACAACUGCACCGUCAGCCCCGACUCCAUCCUCGGCUGCAUGCUGAGUCAGGACCAAUCCAUCUACUGUGAGCACAACGACACCCUCAACUCCCUCAACGACGCCGCUUUCAAGGACACCCACGCCACAGUCAGCGUUCAUGGAGAUGUCUGGCAGCUCACGACACCCAAACCUGCCUCGGGAAGCCUGGUGAAGUCCGAGGACACCGUUCAGGACAUGAUGGAGACCCUGCAGCAGAUCCUCUUGGACAACGACCUCUGCGACACCGUGGAUGUGGGGCCUGAAGAGCUCAAGAGCUGGGAGAGCACCCUGUUGAAGAUAAGCAACAACAGCUGCGAGAUGAACGAAGACCUGGACCACAUUCUCAGCAACGACAUCCUGUCGUACGUAGAGGAGCAGCUCCAGAGGGAGGGCGGAUUCAAGCUGCCAGAUCAGCUGGAUGAAAUACCAGCCUGCCUUUCCACAUUGGACCUCCAGAACCAGAUUCCUGACCAGGCUGUGGGGCAGAACUUCGGCUGGCCUCUGGAUCCCCAGAGCCAGCUGAUACCAAAUGGAGGGCAGUUGGUAGCCGGACAACCGACUCCAGUCGUGGGGAUGAUGAAACUGACUCACAUGGAUUUUCCUCAGUUGAGUUCUGGUUUAAACAGUCCAACCCUUCAGCAGAUCGCUUCACAACAAACGCUCCCCACUUCUGUUGGUCUUCAACUGGGAACCACAGGCAACACUGGCGCUCCAGUUACCUUCAACCCCUCGGUGGCGGCUACAACACAGAACCAACUGAGAAAAAGACAGUUAAAUCCCAUGUUCAGCUUCCAGGGAGACCAGUGGAACUCCUCUGUCCCCAACUCAAACCAAGCCGACAGCUUUGUAGCAACCUACGCCCAAAAUAUUUCAAAUGAGCCAGGUUUUGCUGCCGAUCCUUCCUUGUCAAGCUGCCUACAGGGCCACUUUGCACUUCAGACACAAAACAAUGACAACCAGAGACAGUCUUGGCUGCUGGAUCAGCAGCUGAUCUCAAGCGGACACCAACAAAUGGGCGCCUGCCUCAGCCAAACGUCAGGAUUUCAAAGGAAUCCUCUUCCCGGGGUCGCCGUGGCCCAGAACGCCGCCAACAGCAGACCAAUGUUCAGAACGCCAGAGACUUCAAAUGUACCGUUUCCCAUUCAGCAGGCCAUGGAGCCGCUGCCGCCUCUUGCGCCUUCAAGCAGUUGUAUGUUCAGAAAUGCCCCCGCCUCCGUGCCUGUAAACAGAGUGAACCUCAGUCAGACGCCCUCCUGCCAGAGACUGAACCACGCCAGCAACCAGAUUCCUUCCAAGCCCGCCUGCUUCUAUCAGGGUCUCCCCGGAGGUGGAUCCGUGCCGGGGGGGACGGCCGUCCCUGAUCCUGAUGAGGCAGCGCUGUCCUGCCAAAUGACGGCUGGUCUCGACCCGAACGGCCUGCUGUUCAGUGAACAGACGCAGAUCAACAGCUGUCCAGUCGACGGGAACGGCAGUUUCCCCUUCUCCUCGCUCCCCAAUGGAACCGCAUACUACUCAGAGAGCAAAUAGGAACCAGCCGCUGCGGGAUCCCCUACUGGGACUGAAACGACAGUUUAAAGGAAGCAAAAGGACUCCUGUCUCUAAACACAAAAGUGGAUCAGACUGACGAACAGACAUUUUCCCGAGGAAAGGACGAGGAGACUCAACAGGACGCCGCUCUCCUGUUUCUCUUUUUUUCCCUCUUAUUCGGAAACAACGAUGGAAGCUUGAAGUGUAUGGUUCAGGAACGGCCGGUCUGUGAGGAAGAGAAGAAAAGGAAAACGUAUGUUCCCAUAUGAAAUCCCUCUUUGGAGCUGGUUGGAUUGUACCAAAAAAAAAAAAU